AUGGAUCGAGACGACCAAAUCGCGGCAAGUCCGGAGGCUUCGCUUGUAGCGAUAGCCCGCAAUAAACACGCCGGGCAUCAAGAACAGCAGUACUCGGCCUUGCAGACUGAUGACGCUAGGGACGAGCUUGCCGACAAUGCUGGGCAUUUAGAGGGUGACGACAGCCCGGCGUCGCCUCCCUCUUAUCACUUAUUAGACCCAGGCCAUGACACCACCAAGAAAGGCACCGGCGAGUCCAAGGUCGAGAGCGUGACGGGAGACGACACGAGCAGCUACGAACAGCACCACGGGGCCGAUGGCGGAACGCACCUGCCACCCAGGACGCUCACGCCCCUGACGAACGGCCAGAUCUCCCUCCUCGUCCUCGAGCUGCUCGCCGUCGUGGCGCUGACCAUCUCCGGCAUCAAGGGGCUGUUUAUGCUCCCGGACCUGAACCUCUUCUCCGUGCCGCCCAUGACCCAGGACUGCGGGGGGUACAGCGUGCCGGCGGUGGAGCGGAGCUUCUACAUCAACCUGCAGAUCGCGAGGGACCUCUCCUUCACGCGGGCCAAGCUGCUGGACCUGGCGUGGGACACGAUCGUCGGGCAGGGCGGGCGGUUCCUGCACGGGUGGCUGCUGUACCAGGUCGCGGCAUCGCAGCUGGCGUGGAUGAUGGAGUAUUCGUCGGUGCCGUACUACUUCCAGCUCGACAUCCUAUUUUCGACGGCGUCCCUCCCAGCACUGUGGUCCACGCUGCGGUUCCUGGGCACGAGGCGGCCCGCACGCGCCGUCUUCUCGGCGGUGUGGUUCCUCCUCGCCAUCCUGUACGUGCUCGCCUUCUCGUCCGUAUGGGGCGCCGCGACGGGGUACCUGAACCCGAGCAAGCCUGCGUACCAGAUGGACGACCACUCGUACGUGACGGUCGACUCGGAUAGUCUCAAGCUGUGCAUGUCGGUGGACACGGAGAGGCUCAACGGGACCGUGCCGGCCAUCGUGCAAGGGCCGAAGCUGGGCGACUACUCCCAGACCAAAGGGACCAUCCAAAACUUCUAUUCCAGCGCGAACUCCACAGCGGUUGUGAACGAGACGACAGAUCUCAACCUCUGGGGGUAUCACUACGCGAAGUCUGAUCUUGGCGGCGCUUCGAUCUCUACCGGACGCUAUCAUGGGCAGUACGGCUAUACGGGCAGCUCGAUAUCGGGCGGCUCAAGAUCAGCAGUCCCGGGAUUAUACCGACAGUUCACGGGAUUCCAAUUCGCCGGCGCGGGCCAGAAGGUCACCAAUGAAGACGAGCCCUGGUUCAACACCACCUUCCAGCUGGACACGUCGGUCAACAUGAGCAGCUGGACCCAGCCGUACCGGCCACUCGACCCGGUGCCCUACAACUCCACGCUGUGGUGGAACGGCUCGGCGAUCCCUCUCGAGGCGCCGUUCAUGAACCUGCCCGCGCGCGAGGACGACUGCAACUGGUUCGGGGUCACCGGGAUGUGCCUCUGCUACCGGGACGCCCUGCUCACGUCCGACUUCCGCGGGGACGACAACCUGAUCUGCAUCAGCGAGGAGGGUUACGUGUGGGGGUUCUCGAGCGUGAUCACGCUCAUCGGCGUCAUCCUCGAGGUGUGCUGGAUCGUUGGGUGCUUCGGGAUGUGGCUGGACGUCCACAUCAACAGCAGCCUGUUCCGGAUGAACCGACGGGGCUCCGGGGUGGUGAGGAACAUCCUCGACCUCGGGGGCGCGAUCCGGAACGACCUUGGCCGCGACACGGGAGCCUAUAGGAAUGGGGCCCUGCUGAAAGAGCUGGAAAAGCUCCCACCGGUUGGGUAUGAGGUUGUCGACGAUGGCCGGCAAGGCCGGAUUUCCACAGUUUCAAUGCCGGGGGGCAAGGAGACGAGGGGGCGGUCCCAAAGCUGGCAAGCUGUAUGCGUGAUAUAG
Diaporthe citri is the source of this 1911-nucleotide messenger RNA. RefSeq lists its product as uncharacterized. The record is from RefSeq and is a predicted model, not a curated record. The coding region runs from base 1 to 1911 and encodes 636 amino acids. NCBI's taxonomy places the organism in Eukaryota, Fungi, Ascomycota, Sordariomycetes, Diaporthales, Diaporthaceae. The transcript has 3 exons.